GAAAUUAAGUCAAGAAGAGUAUGCGCGACAAGAAAGAGAGCAGAGGCUAUCAGCUGCUGAUGAAAAGGCAGGUUCAGCUGCAGAGGAAGUAAAAACUUACAAGCGGAGAAUAGAAGAAAUGGAAAAAGAAUUACAGAAAACAGAGUGGUUAUUUAAAAACCAGAUCGCUACCCAUGAGAAGAAAGUUCAUGAAAACUGGCUCAAAGCUCGUGCUGCAGAAAGAGCUAUAGCUGAAGAGAAAAGUGAAGCUACCAACUUGAGACACAAAUUAUUAGAAUUAACACAAAAGAUGGCAAUGCUGCAAGAAGAACCUGUGAUUGUAAAACCAAUGCUAGGAAGACCAAAUACACAAAACCAUCCCCGGAGAGGUAAGGGAGCACCUCUUAAAGGGCAAAAAUCUAUUUCUGGU
Sapajus apella (tufted capuchin) is the source of this 409-nucleotide messenger RNA. Its product is annotated as transport and Golgi organization protein 1 homolog. The transcript is spliced from 5 exons. The record is from RefSeq and is a predicted model, not a curated record. Gene Ontology annotation, cellular component: endoplasmic reticulum membrane; endoplasmic reticulum exit site. NCBI's taxonomy places the organism in Eukaryota, Metazoa, Chordata, Mammalia, Primates, Cebidae. The annotation marks the transcript as partial. Gene Ontology annotation, biological process: vesicle cargo loading; endoplasmic reticulum to Golgi vesicle-mediated transport; protein secretion.